GCCGAAUUGUGCCAAAGCCCGCGCAGAUUUCCGGUGAUGACUCGCCAUGUAGUGCAGCGAUUCUACGGGCCCCACAAUGCGAGUUCGGCACCUACAGUCCCAUCUUCAUGAUGAAAAACUCAUCUACCAGGGCAAGCUCGAGGCCCUGCAAGGGCAACGCUUGGGCAUCGAUGCUGUGCACUGGCUCCGAUCAAUUCAGGCUCUGAAAGAUCCAUUUGCAGAUGCUUUGGGAGGAGUUCCGCCUGGCAUCUUUGGCGUAGUGGAUAAGGAGCUGGAAGGUUUCAGACGGCUGCAAAUCACACCAGUCUUCAUUUUUCAAGGUAUGACACCUGGGCCAAAGCAUUCCAUGUUUGUGAACCGUAUGGAUCAGCAAAUGAUGGAUGCGUGGGCACUUUUGGCAAGUGGUCACAACAGUGAGGCGCAGAAAUUCUUUGCAGUCUCCACCAGUCGGAUCAAUGGUGAUUUCGUUUACUUCAUUUUUCAGCACAUGCGGUACCGUGGCUGCGAAGUUUUGCAAGCCCCGUAUUUUGCAGGAACGCAAUUGGUGCAUUUCGCAGAAGGAGGUGUGGUUCAAGCUGUUUUUGGCCCGCCUGGACUGCUGCUGUUUGGCCUCAGCAAAGCUAUUAUCAAUAUUGACUUUCAGAAUGUUGUUUUCGACUGGAUCGACCUGGAGCGUAUCCUGGACAAAUGGAACAUGACGCGCGAGCAGUUCGUAGAUGCCUGCAUGUUGGCAGGAACUGAGUAUUGCCUCACGUUCCCGUACUUGCAAGUGGAUCAGGUCAUGCGCUUCAAUUUCGAUGUCGCAGUGAAUGUGGCAAAGCAAGCUCCGCUUCUCCAGUGGAUGCACACGUUCCCCACAGAGGACAUGAAGGCUGACCACGUCGAGGGCUACUGUGUUUGCAAAUUGCUAAUCCAGAGCUCGCCAGUCUAUCAUGUAAAGGCGAAUGCUGUGAGGCCCUUCUCCUCUUCCGGGCCUGUCCCAAGUGAUUAUCCUGCAGUUCUGGGAGCGCUACUGCCAAGCAGUUUGUACUUUCUCAUUGUGAGCGGCAUGCUUUCAGCAAAGCUUCCUCAGGCUUUGGCAAAGGGUGAAUGGCUUGACAAGUCACAACCUUUGGUGGAUACGCAGGAGUACCGCCAGCUGCUUUCUGACCUCACAGAGUAUCGGCAGAGGGCACUAGGACUCAUCGCGCGACACUUGCCUUCCUACUUCCGUUCCAAACGUAUUCUUUGCAAAGCAUUUUGGGAGCACCUGCAAAAUCGCCGCAGUUGUGAUGCUGGAAGGGCCAGGCGUUAUUUGCAGCCAGACAAGAUGCAGGAUGUGGGUGUUGAUGUGUGGUAACAGAUUCACCAGAGAAAAAACCACGUAAUGUUGGUUUAGUGGCCAGUCCUCUCAUUCAUGCUGUAACCUAAUUGGUAUUGGAGCGCACUGACCUGUCAGGACGUCAU
Durusdinium trenchii is the source of this 1446-nucleotide messenger RNA. Lineage: Eukaryota; Dinophyceae; Suessiales; Symbiodiniaceae. The record is from the annotation of a GenBank genome assembly.